This is a messenger RNA of Sardina pilchardus (European sardine), 737 nucleotides long. RefSeq names its product selenoprotein W, 1 (gene selenow1). The record is from RefSeq and is a predicted model, not a curated record. Gene Ontology annotation, biological process: response to selenium ion. The transcript is spliced from 6 exons. NCBI's taxonomy places the organism in Eukaryota, Metazoa, Chordata, Actinopteri, Clupeiformes, Clupeidae.
UAUCGGCCCAUGCUCCGCCUUGGUUCCACAGUAAUUAAGGAAAUAUUACCUACUCGUUUCCUCAGAGUGAAUUCAAUCUCUAACAGUUCACUACCAAUUUAUAGCUGCUUUCCGCAUCCUCUAGUUGCUUUCCGAGCUAGUUCGACCUGCGCCAUGGGUGUGAAAAUUCAUGUUGUUUACUGUGGUGGAUGAGGGUACAGGCCCAAGUUCACCAAAUUCAAGACAUUGCUUGAGGAUGAAUUCCCGGGCGAUCUUGACAUAACUGGUGAAAGUACUCCUACAUCAACUGGGUAUUUUGAGGUGGAGGUAGAGGGGAAGGUGGUGCACUCCAAGAAGAAUGGGGAAGGGUUUGUUGAUGAUGACAAGAAGAUGGCUAAAGUUGUGAGUGCCAUUGAGAAAUGUCUGGGGAAAUAAGUGUUUGCUGACAGAGUUUUACUUCUCCUGUUGUACUUCUUCCUGGGAAUUGCGAAUGAUGGUGUUGCCUGAAGUGUCUAUGGCACGGGUAGCACUUGAUGAUCUAGACUCUUCCUUCGAGACGGCCAGCAGUGUGUGUGUGAAACUCCUACAGUUGCACUACUUUAUAGGAAUUCAAUUCAUAGAAUAGCAUUUUUUUUGUGUGACAAUUUGAAUUUAUUGACGGGCAUUGUAAUGUUUCUGCUACCAUCCCAAAAAGUAAAUAUAUGAUGUUCAAAUGUUAAUAUACCAUCCCAAAAUAAAAAGAAACCACUGUUUUGAAA